UAUAUUAGGCAGAGAUAACGGAGCCACAUAAGCGCGCAGGAACAAACAAACAGGGACGAGUCCCGUGUGUCAGCCACGGCGGCGAUAUGUCGAUAUUCUAAUGACCGGAGCAAGAUUUAUUACAUUCUAUUUUCACAUAUCGUUGAUACUCGGUUCGUUUUGUUAUGUGAUGCCAAUAAGCAGUAACGGUCAUAGUGGCACAUCGAAUAAAAAGUUGUCAUUUAACGUAAGAGGCAAGUCAGCAACGACACAUGCCGAGCCUGAUGAAGAUGGAAAUGAAUUUUUGACCAUAGCUCCAGCGCUUCCAAUAUUACCAGGUGCUCCGAUACCUCCAAAACUAAACAAACGAUCCUACAGUACUUUAAGUUCAUCGAGCUCCACUUUCAACGUAGAAGAUGCUGAAGUUGGGGGCUGCGACGUUGUCACCCUGCAGCAGGCUGAAGAAGGUAGAACAGUGGUGGCGUCGCGCGCGCCCUCCCAACGAGACAAGAAUCCAGAUAGAAUAUGUUUAGACAGACGAGGUCUGACAACAUUUCCAAAUAUUGUCGGUGAAACUAGACUCAGAUUGUUGUCGUUGCAGCAUAAUUUGUUGACAAAAAUCAACACCGAUCGUCUGACGCAGUUGAGAAAACUUGUAUUUUUAGAUCUGUAUGAUAAUCAAAUAGAGAAAAUAUGUAAUUUAGAUCCGUUGGAAAAUUUAAGAGUAUUACUUGUAGGAAAGAAUAGAAUUAAAAGAAUCGAGGGAUUAGAAAAAUUGAACAAAUUAGAAGUUCUAGACUUGCAUGGUAACCAAAUUGUACAAGUAUCUGGCUUGAGUGAAUUAGUUUCAUUGAAAGUGUUGAACUUGGCUGGGAACAACAUCAAGAAUGUUGGAUGUAACGAUUUUCAAGGUUUGUGUUCGUUGAAAGAAUUGAACUUGAAAAGAAACAAAAUCAAGAAGUUGGCAGGUUUUGGGGAGACGCCACAGCUGCAAAAAUUGUACCUGAGCAACAAUGAGAUACAGAAAAUUGAAGAUAUGGGAAGUCUUGCUAAGGCUUUGCAAGUUAAGGAGGUAACUAUAGACGGUAACCCUGUGACGAUGAAUGCAGACUGCGUGUCGUUCCUCGUUUCUUAUUUACCGAAUCUACAAGUUCUGUCGACGAUGCAAGUUAACGAACAAGUUCGGAGGGCAGCUAUGGCCUGGAGGACUACGAAAGAACAAUCAAAUUCCGCCUUUUUGGACCUCAGCACUCAAGUCUGCGUAAAUGUGAGAAGAGAGGAAGUUAUAACGAACGCCAAGACGAACUGGGAAUUGCUCAGAUCGCAGACAAAAUGCAUAACUAGCGGAGUGAGUAAACUUGGUACGACGAAGAACGAUCAGGUGCGCGGUCUGCAUCUGCAGAAUUCAUCACAGAUAGAUACUGUAAGACUGAAGGGAUUGGACAAAGCAAAAUCGAAGGCAUUUGGAAGCCUGACUUCUAUAAAUGAAAAUAUAGAAUCAAAGAAAAUUCACUUCAAAAGAAGAAGUAAUUCCAGCGAUAAUAUGCUAAGAACGAACGGUGUAGAAAGAGUAAAUGCUCUGGAUUUUAAACUCCCUCCUAUUCUUCUUCCUAUUAUAAAUAAUUUGACAAGCAACAAGACAAUAGAAAAUGUGCAGAGCUUAGAAACUAGGAACGGCUUGACUCAAGUCGACACUACAGAUACGCCAACUGAGAGCGACGUGGAGAGCUGUGAGAGCCACGAAAGCCUGAAGAGCGGACUAAGAAAUCAUUUGGUCAAAUCUACUCUACAAUUAGAUCGUGAUAAAAAUCAACAAGAUACAAAAUUAGAAGAUUUGACAGUGAACAAUGUCCUCUUCACAAAAACCCUAAAACCACAUAAUAGCGAAGAUUCUCACUUAAGUGAAGGGCAAAGCCCUCAUAAUCAAGGAUCAACAAAGAAUUCUAGAUCUUACUAUACUCACGACAGUCAGAAUGAAUCUCACAGAAAGGCUGCGAUCAACAAAUCCAUCUUUCAGUCGGCGAGCCUGAAGGCAAACAGCAUAGAAAUCUGCAAAUCUGUACUAAGCGAUUCCAGUGGAUCGUCAGUACCAAAAAUUUUGCUGGACAAAUCGCAGGAAUUUGAAAGCGAGAAGAGCAGAGUAAGGAGUGCGCAGAUGAGAAAAAUCGUUCAUUAUAAAAGCAACAGAGCUGCGACUGCUCGAGCCAAGCACAGAGCACUACCUCCUGCUAGUCCGCCUCCUCAACCGAGUCCGCCAAAGGAAAGAGAGCAAGGUGGUGAUUAUUUGAUUGAAAUAACAGGUCGCUGUUUGAAUGUCUAUGGUCAAGGUGCGUUGCGAUUUAUCGACCGUCCGUGGGAUGCGACGAAAGCGAGCGAAGUGAACAUAAUUAAAUUUAACUAUGUUCAAUUCAACGGAAUAGCGACAAUUUUGAACAAGCUUAAGAACAGAUUUUCUAACGCUGAACAUUUCAUCUUCAAAGAAACAAAUAUCUGUCAUCUUGGUCAACUCAACGCCCUUGCCGAAGUGCAGGGUUUAAGUAGCAUUCAUAUCGACGCCGAAGGUAACCCAAUCAUAUCGAAAGAUUGGAAGGUUUACGCUAUCUUUCGAUUGGCUCAUUGGGGCCUGAAGGUGAUUAAUGGAGAAGAGAUACCGGACGAAAAAAUUGAGCAAGCGAAUCAAGAGUAUGCAGGAUUGACAGAUAUCGUAAUGUGGUCACUGCCAGAAUCACUGUUGCAGCCAUUGUUGCAGAGACUGCAACUCGACAAAGCGCAGAAACAAAAUGGGGAACAAAUAACUGCCAAACAAUUUUUAUUCAACAGCGAUCCAGCGUUGCGAAAUGUUGUUGCUAAGGAGGCUCUACAAUGGCGUCGCGGUAACGUUACGCAGGACGAUUUGAUCUGGAGGCACAAGGGUAAAGUUCACUUAUCUAAUAUGGUAGAUUUAACAAUCGAUGCUGUACAUAAAUUGCAAAUGUUGGAAAAAGAAUGGCCGAAUAUUUUGAAAGAAAUCGUUCGCGAUACUUUGAUUGACUAUUCAGAUAUGAAUUCAUACAUGAAGCGUUGUAUGAAUAAACUAGCCAGCGAUAAACAGUGCAAUCAAUAAUUGUUAUAUAUAUUUAUGUUGUAAAAAAUUCAGGAACAUUCUAAUGUGUAACUUUUAAUAUAGACGUCUUUUCUCCCCAUGAACAAAACCAAAUUGGUCUAGUUGUAUUGUAUCGAGUGAUUAAGAUCCAAACGAAUGAAAGUAAUUGGGAAAGUUUGAUUUUAGUGAAAAAUGAGACAGACAAAUCUGAUUGAGUUUACCGGGCUACGAGCUUUGAGACUUGAUAAACAUAGAAGUGAAUGGCUGGUGUUUUCGUCAAAACACAUUUUUUCAGUAACCUAUG
Neodiprion virginianus is the source of this 3365-nucleotide messenger RNA. RefSeq names its product leucine-rich repeat-containing protein 49-like. Gene Ontology annotation, molecular function: protein binding. The record is from RefSeq and is a predicted model, not a curated record. Lineage: Eukaryota; Metazoa; Arthropoda; Insecta; Hymenoptera; Diprionidae. The transcript has 7 exons. The coding region runs from base 101 to 3082 and encodes 993 amino acids.